AUAAAACUAUCAAGAGCUGACCCCGGAUGAGUCGGCAGAUAUGGGAACUUUCCUAUUGAGAUGAUUAUCUGUAGUUGGUGGACUUUCUUGAAAUUGCCUGAAUUUCCUGACACAGCUCGGAGCUCAUAUCCCAGAUGCUGCCGCCACGGUAAAAUGGCAAUGAUUUCGGGGUUCGUCUUUCUGUCCAUGCUCCAAGCUGCAUUGCCUCAACAUGUACCAUCUCGUGGACGAGGUGAUAGUCCAGAAGCAACUCCACCUCCGCUUCCACCUUGGCCCACACCAAGACCUGAAGGUUGUGAGAGGAUUAUCAACUGUCCCAUCAAGCUGUUUUUCACCAUUGAUACCUCAGAGACCAUUGCCCUGCAGGAAUCUCCUCCUGGCAGCUUGGUGGACAGCAUCAAGGAAUUCUCAAAAAAUUUUGCGCAGAGGCUCUCUGACGAGGAGUACAAAGGCCAGAUCCAGAUCACUUGGUCCUUUGGAGGUCUGCACUUCUCCCAGAAGCAGCUGGUUUUCAGCCAGUUCACAACUAGAGAGAACUUCAUCAGGAAUCUUGGUCAGAUCAGAUACCUGGGCAAAGGCACUUACAUUGACUGUGCCCUCAAAAACAUGACCUACCAGAUGACACGUCACUAUGCAGAUACAGAGGCUGUCCUCUUCUCUGUGGUUAUCACUGACGGUCACGUGACAGGGAAUCCAUGCGCAGGGAUCAAGCUGAUGGCAGACAAAGCUCGGGAACAAGGAAUUCAUGUUUUCUCAGUGGCAGCAUCCAGUAAUGUCGAUGAAUUGGGAAUGCAGGAGAUAGCCAGCUCUCCCACUGAGCUGUACCGUGACAACUACAUAGUCAUGGAGAUCAUUGACGGGAAAGUGAGACUAAGCACGGAAUCCAUUGAUCGCAUCAUAAAAGUCAUGAAAUAUCAAGCCUAUUUACAGUGUUAUAAACCGACAUGUUAUGAAAGUCCUGGGAUCCCUGGACGAAACGGGCCUCCAGGGCCAAAAGGUGCAAAAGGAGAGAGAGGCAUGACCGGGCCACAAGGUGAAAAGGGUAGCCUGGGUGAUCCUGGGAUUGAAGGUCCAAUUGGAAGACCUGGCCUAAAGGGUGAAACUGGCCAUAAAGGUGAUAAGGGCGAAGUUGGAUUAAGUGGAGCAAAGGGUGUGGCAGGUGUGCCUGGUAAAAACGGAACAGACGGGCAAAAGGGUAAAACUGGUCGAAUUGGUACUCCAGGCUGCAAAGGAGAGCCAGGUGACAAAGGACCUGAUGGUUACCCAGGAGAAGUUGGGGAAUCCGGGCUACCUGGUGACAAAGGAGUAAAGGGUGACCCAGGUUAUCCUGGGAAGCCUGGCCCACCUGGGCCAGUGGGUGAUCUUGGACGAAAGGGUGAAAGAGGAAAUUCUGGAAAUCCAGGGCUACCAGGAGAAAAGGGGGUUCCAGGACCUAAUGGCAGAUCUGGACCAAAAGGCGAUCUGGGAAGGAGGGGGGACCCUGGAAUAAAAGGGGCACAAGGACCUGAUGGGCGAAAGGGGACAAAGGGAGAGCAAGGGCCAGAGGGAGCCAGAGGUCACUCUGGGGAAGAUGGAUUCAAGGGCGCUAAGGGAGACCAGGGGUUACCAGGACCGAGGGGUCAGCCAGGCGAACCAGGGAGCCCUGGAGGAAAUGGCACUAUAGGAAAUCCUGGUGAUCCUGGACCAAGAGGAGACUCUGGGCCGCGUGGUCUGCAGGGGGACAAAGGAAGAUCAGGAUUCAGCUAUCCAGGACCAAGAGGGCGCACAGGAGACACAGGUGAACCAGGCAGGAGAGGACCCACAGGGGCCAGAGGUCAAUGUGGUGCCAGAGGAGAUCCUGGAGAUAAAGGACCGCCAGGGGAAUCUGGGGAACCAGGCCAGCCGGGAGAGCCAGGAGAGAGAGGACCCCGGGGAAAGCCUGGAGCUGAUGGGGGUCCAGGAUCGGUAGGCGAUCCAGGGCUCACUGACUGCGAUGUCAUGACCUAUAUAAGGGAGACAUGUGGUUGUUGUGACUGUGAGAAACACUGUGGAGCUUUGGACAUUGUUUUUGUAAUCGAUAGUUCAGAAAGUGUUGGGCUGACAAACUUCACCCUGGAAAAGAACUUUGUUAUCAGCACCAUCAGCAAGCUGGGAUCUAUGGCCUCUGAUCCUGCGUCAUCAACUGGCACACGGGUUGGAGUUGUACAGUUCAGUCACAACGGGACGUUUGAAGCUAUUCAUCUUGACGAUCCUACAAUAAACUCCAUGUCUGCCUUUAAAACAGCUGUGAAGAAUCUACAGUGGAUAGCUGGGGGCACCUUUACACCUUCAGCUCUCAAGUUUGCCUAUGAUAACCUCAUUAGGGACAGCAAGAGAGCUCGCGCUAAGGUAUCCGUCGUCGUGGUCACAGAUGGCCGCUUUGACCCUCGUGAUCACGACUAUCAGCUCAGGUACCUUUGCAACGACCCCGCUGUGGUGGUGAACGCCAUCGGCAUUGGUGAUAUGUUUGACAAGACACAUGAUAGUGAGACUCUUGUGUCAAUAGCGUGCCAGAAUAAGAACCGAAUCACUGAGAUGAAGCAAUACUCCGACUUGGUGGCUGAGAACUUCAUAGAGAAGAUGGAAACUGUGCUCUGUCCUGAUCCAGUGAUUAAGUGCCCAGAUCUCCCCUGUCAAAGUGAACCAGAUAUAGCUCCAUGUGUUGGGCGACCAGUGGAUUUGGUUUUUCUACUAGAUGGCUCAGAGCGCUUGGGGAUGGAGAACUUUCGAUAUGUGAGUGAAUUUGUGCAGAAGGUGGCAGAUAGACUGGUUAUGGCCAGGACCAGGAAUGAUCGAAUGCGAGCCCGUCUGGCACUGACAGAGUUUGGCAAGGAGAAUGAGAGUCAUGUGGCCUUCCCUCUGACCCAUGAUUCUGCUAUUGUUGCUAAUGGUAUAUCACGCUUGCCCUACUUGGAUUCAUCAUCAGCUGUUGGGCCUGCCAUCAUCCACACUAUCAACAGUAUCUUAGGUAAAGGAAGUACUCGCAAGACAAGACGUGGUGCCGAGGUUUCAUUUGUUUUCAUCACAGAUGGCGUCACUAACAGCAGUAGCCUGGAUGAAGCUGUUAGCGCAAUGCGAAGGGAACAGAUAGUCUCUACAGUGAUUGCCACAGGAAGUGAUGUUGACCAAGACGUCCUCACAAAGCUGGCUAUGAAUGAUCAGAAUGCAAUCUUCAAAGGGCAAACAUUUUCUGAUCUGAUACGAUCUAGUUUGUUUGACCGUUUCAUCCGGUGGGUGUGUUAAACAGAGACCAUGCUCAUGUGAGCAACACAAUGGUGCUACAGCUGCUAAGUUAGCAUUUUAGUGGUUGAUUUUAGUUCAUUUUAACCUGGUGUAACAUCAUGUUCCCAUUAAUGAUUUUUGUGGCUCUGUGGUUGUAUCAGCUAGCAGCUCUUCACCUCUGUUGUAAAGAUUUGGGGGAAACAAGGAGUGGCACAAAGUAAUUGAUUUGAAAUAAUUUCAUUUUUAAGUUUGAAAUAUAUAUGAGAGACAGAAAUCAUCUUUUCGCAACAACUAAUUGGCUAACUGCAGGAGAAGGAGUCACAGUCUUGGGCAUCAUUUUGGCUUAUUUAGUUGUUUUCCUGAGGUCAUUUUGUUUUUGUAUCAACAGGCAUAUUAAAAUGACUCUAAAUUACCUUUAAAGUGCUCAGUUAGAUAAUCCAUCUGUACUGAGUUCCCGGAAUAUGCUUGUAAUUAGGACAACUAUUUUGAGAUUUCCACAGCUAGCAAAACAAGCCAAAACUAAUUUCUGUUUUUAAAUCUUACCUAACACAAGCUAAGAAAUUAUGUCCUACAGCUAAGCAACGUCUCCACAAUUUAGCUAAAAUCAAUGACUUGAGCACUGAGUAUUAGCUACCUUGGUUGUUUUUAAAAUCAAAUAAAACAUAUUUAUGUAUUCUUGCAGGUUGUGAACCCAAAACUAUGCAUUGGCAAAACAAAGUGGGACCGGUUCAAUCUUUUAGGAAUACAUAUUACAAAACUGCAGCAUUAAAUUGUGCCAAGAUUGUAAAACAGUCCUUAGGGAUCGAAGAAGGUCCCUAACAAGGUUUUACACACAGUAUCAGGCAGUUCAGAUUAACUUCUUCCUUUGAGGGUAAGCUCAGUUUAGCAGACUGUCAGACUGUUGACAUAUAAACAAAUGAAGCAAUAACAUCCUAAGCAGUAGUUCUCAAAAGAAAAAGGCCUCUUAAUGAUUAACACAAAAAUCAAGUUUAUCAGAUAACUGCACUAUAUUUUAUUUGUGAAAAAUGACACAUUUCCCUAAAAUCUCUGCUUCAAAGGUACAAAGUUAACGUUACCCAUGGAACCACAAGAGCCACGUUAAUGAGAACAAAACACCAUGUUGAAAUUUAUUGCAAUUACCUUUUAAAAGUGAGAUUGACUUAGUACGACUGUUAUGCACUGUACAAUAUGCAUAUAACGUCACAGCAUUUUUUUCCAUCAUAUUUUGUCAAAAAACAUUAUUUUGUUACACAUUCGUCACUGUAAUCAUUUAGCUUUAAUAAUACCAUAAUAAAGCUGCAGUUUGCUGGA
Molecule: messenger RNA, 4551 nt
Organism: Melanotaenia boesemani (Boeseman's rainbowfish)
Lineage: Eukaryota; Metazoa; Chordata; Actinopteri; Atheriniformes; Melanotaeniidae
Product: collagen alpha-2(VI) chain-like
Exons: 28
Coding region: 61-3261 (1066 amino acids)
Source: RefSeq, a predicted model, not a curated record